Molecule: messenger RNA, 1342 nt
Organism: Carlito syrichta (Philippine tarsier)
Lineage: Eukaryota; Metazoa; Chordata; Mammalia; Primates; Tarsiidae
Gene: TMUB1
Product: transmembrane and ubiquitin like domain containing 1
Exons: 3
Coding region: 138-878 (246 amino acids)
Molecular function (GO): protein binding
Source: RefSeq, a predicted model, not a curated record
UCGGGCCGCAGCGGCGGGGAAGGAGGGGUUCUUCAGGUGCCUGCGACCUCGGUGCCUCCUGCCCGGAAGUGCCCGAGGGGCCGAGAUGGAGCUGGAGAAGCUGGGCGCUCGGUAGUGCCAAGGGCAAGGCAGGCGCCAUGACCCUAAUUGAAGGGGUGGGUGAUGAGGUGACCAUCCUUUUCUCGGUGCUUGCCUGCCUUCUGGUGCUGGCCCUCGCCUGGGUCUCAACACACACUGCUGAGGGCACGGACCCACUGCCCCAUCCGUCAGGGACCCCAGCGGCAGCACAGCCCAGCGAAGCCAUGGCAGCCACUGACAGCAUCAGAGGGGAGGCCCCAGGGGCCGAGAGCCACAGCCUGAGACACAGAGGUCAAGCUGCACAGCCAGAGCCCAGCACGGGGCUCACAGCAACACCAUCAGCUCCAGACUCCCCACAGGAACCCCUAGUGCUACGGCUAAAAUUCCUCAAUGAUUCAGAGCAAGUGGCCAGGGCCUGGCCCCAUGACACCAUCGGCUCCUUGAAAAGGACCCAGUUUCCAGGCCGGGAACAGCAGGUGCGGCUCAUCUACCAAGGGCAGCUGCUAGGAGACGACACCCAGACCCUAGGCAGCCUUCACCUUCCUCCCAACUGCGUUCUCCACUGCCACGUGUCCACGAGAGUCGGUCCCCCACAUCCCCCCUGCCCCCCGGGGUCGGAGCCCGGCCCCUCCGGGCUAGAAAUAGGCAGCCUGCUGCUGCCCCUGCUGCUCCUGCUCCUGCUGCUGCUCUGGUACUGCCAGAUCCAGUACCGGCCCUUCUUUCCCCUGACCGCCACUCUGGGCCUGGCCGGCUUCACCCUGCUCCUCAGUCUCCUGGCCUUCGCCAUGUACCGCCCAUAGUGCCUCCGCGGGCACUUGGCAGUGUUGCUGGCCCCUCUGGACCUUGCUUCCCGCGUGACGGUGGGAGCUGCUGUCUGCCCAGGCCUGCCUCUCGGGCUUGCCUCUUUCCAUUACCCUGGAGCCCAGUCCUGCGUCGCAGAGGACUCCGGGGCCUGACGGAGGCCCCUCCCUGCGACCUCCAUAGCUCUGGGCCACCUCCUGGGGCUAGUGGUCCUCAGCCUUCGGGAUCAGGCACUUGUUGUCGCUGCCUUGGCCCUGGACAGAGCCGGGCCACGCCCCUAGGCCCGUCUUAGUGUCCUGCCUGAGGACCCAUCCACCUCACCUCUGGUCCCUGACGGCUCCUUGGGCUGGUUGGGGGCCUAAGGACUACGGGAGGCUGGGGAAGGGGAGCUGGGAAGGGGAGCUGGGAGGGGCAGGGGAGUUCUCUGGAACCUGUGCCGAUUAAAAUAACUGUGAAGUUUUCA